AUGGAAGAUGGUCGCAUCUCAGAUGCAAGCAUCACAGCGUCGUCAGUGCUCUUCAACUCGGCCAAGUACCUACCCACCAGGGCUCGGCUUGAAACUUUGGCUGGUGCCUGGUGUAAUAAUGGAUCUAGUGACGCCAAUCCAUGGAUCCAAGUCGACCUUGGUUCCCAUGUCACCAUCACUGGCGUUAUCACGCAGGGGCAUGGGGAGGGCUACACUCAAUGGGUGACAGAGUUCAAAGUGGCCUACAGCGACGAUGGCCAAGAAUGGACUGACGUCACCGAUGAUGGAUCAAGUACACCGAAGAAGUUCCCUCGAAACUCGGACGGAGACACCCACGUGACCACUACUUUCCCAGGGGCUUUCCAGGCCAGGUUCCUGCGUAUCCUGCCGACUCAGUGGAACGUAUACUGCUGUAUGCGAUUUGAAGUCCUCGGCUGCACAAAUAAUGAGUAA
This is a messenger RNA of Patiria miniata (bat star), 453 nucleotides long. RefSeq names its product lactadherin-like. The coding region runs from base 1 to 453 and encodes 150 amino acids. The record is from RefSeq and is a predicted model, not a curated record. The transcript has 3 exons. NCBI's taxonomy places the organism in Eukaryota, Metazoa, Echinodermata, Asteroidea, Valvatida, Asterinidae.